Messenger RNA from Thalassophryne amazonica, 2433 nucleotides. RefSeq names its product major intrinsically disordered Notch2-binding receptor 1-like. Lineage: Eukaryota; Metazoa; Chordata; Actinopteri; Batrachoidiformes; Batrachoididae. Bases 1 to 2433 code for a protein of 810 amino acids. Gene Ontology annotation, cellular component: plasma membrane. The record is from RefSeq and is a predicted model, not a curated record. The transcript has 3 exons. Gene Ontology annotation, biological process: negative regulation of cell population proliferation; negative regulation of TOR signaling.
AUGGCAGCUGUGCAGGAGGAAUACCCCAAAGUCCUUCUGGGUAUCCUGGAGGAACUUGCCAACAUGCGACAAUGGCUGUCUUUCCAGGAUCUUUGCCGAAUGGUCAGCACCCGCUUUGACCUAGAGCACCUUACCGAGCUCAGGAGUUUGCUGUUUGCUGCUGCCAGCCGGGACCCUUGUUUCCCAGCCACUCCUAUUCAGAGAUCUGGGUUUCAACCUAGAGGCCACGGACUAUCGCCUAUUGGAGUCGCUGCUGACAUUGUAACUAUCUUCAACCUUAUUCAGAUGACGGGUGGGGCUCCCAAUGAGUCCCAACCAAUGAGAACCCAGACAGUCAUUCCUGUUGACCAAUCACCAGGCCCCAGCCUGCCUGGAACUCACCAGCUGAACUACAGUGGUCAAGAAAGAGCACGUGCUCACUCUGACUCUGGUGGCAGGUCUCUUGACCAACAACUGUCUUUACCAAAAUCAAAUUACUCUGUUCGCAAGCGAGGAAGCCUCCCCCCUGAUCCUGUCUCAGUCGUGUCUACCCCUCCAACAAGGGCAAGGGCUGUGUCCUUUGACUUGCCUCACACCACACUUUUUUACCCGAGUGGUCAAAUCUCCAGCAAGGAUAUGAAGAAUAUCUACCUGCCUUUGGAAACAGACAGUGAAUCCAGUGGAGAUUCUGCCCCCAUUGAAGUGUUUGAAGCUGAAGAAGAUUCAUCUGUUGACCAGAAAAGAAAUAUCUUCAGGAAGGACUUUCAUAACCAGCCACCUCUAAUACCCCAGGUAACCGUGAGCAGUGAGUCACUCAGUCCCAACAAAGGGCAGAAAGGCUUUGACAAUCACAGCUUUGACAUGAUCCCCAAUCCUUACCCUUCGCCAACAACAGUUCACCAGUCGCCAGAGCAAAGGACUAAACACGAAAGCCUGGAUGACCUACAGGACUCAACUUACUUUGGACCUGGUUCAAUCCCAGAAUGGUCCCCUCGCCAUCUCCACCCAUCCAGGACCCAGAGACCUAUCUGGGGUAAUAAAAGUCACAGUUUAGAGGACCAGAUAAGCAUGGGUAGCAGUGGGGUGGGGAUGCAGUCACAAGGAGGACAGCUUCCACGCCAAUCGUCUCCUGUUAUCAGCACUUUUGGUGAGUCUUCCAGAGGUGACAGUGGGGAUAGUGGAUUACCAAAUUGUAGCAGUGAAGUUAAGGCUCAGGGAACCCAAACAGACCCUCCUGAUCCUCGCCGUCUCCGUAGCCUGGUCCAUGCUGACCGCUUCUCCUUUAUGACCUCAUUAGAUGACCCCGAGUUUUGUGAGGAUGAUAUCAGUGCCAUAUUUAGGUUCUUAGAUGAUAUCAGCAUGUGUGGCUCCACAGGAGUAUUGCAUCCUAGCGAUGGAUCAGGGGCUGCCAACCAGGACACUCCUGAGGCCAGGCGGGGCCGCUUAGGACAGCUCCAAAGGCUUUUCCACUCUUUGGAAAGCAGUGAUGAUGGGCUAAAAGCCAGUGUCUAUAAGCUCCUACUCCGCAUGAGUCAGAUAGAACGACAGCUAGAGUCACUGAAUGAUGUAAAGUCUGAAAUUUCACAGGUACUUUCUGCUUUGCAACGACUGGAUGAAAAGAUCCAGCAGCCUAUCACUGGCAGUGGGCGAGGCACUGGGGGACGUUGGCUGGAGCCUCUCAGUGCCAGUGUCUCUUCCUUCAUCAGCCACCCUAUAACCCCUGGAUCUGAGUCAUCAGACCCCCAACCUCUGUCUGUAACUGGGCAACUGCUUUCAGGGACAAGCAACACUAGUUUGGACUGGAAUAAAUGGAACACCCCUGGUGAACAAACAGAAAGCAGCAACAAGGGUCAAGCUGAUCCUAAGGGGGUGAAAGAAGGAAAAAAGGAUGCAUUAUCUCGGCAUGCCGCCAAGUCCCAGUCUGAAGAAAAAAGUGGGUCUGAUUCCCAACAGCCAAAUCUGUCGAACUCUGCAAGAGACUGGACUGUGUCAUUUUCAAAAAGUAAAGAUGGCAAACCUAUACAUGGGAAAAUUGGACAGGUAGAUCAGUCAAGCAGCACAACAAAUCUACUGUCUCAGAAGUCUUCCAGCCUGAUGGAACAAGUGUUUAACUCCUCCCUGUUCCACAAAAAAGACAGUAGUCUGACUAGUGGGUUAACCUCUGGGAAGAUAGUGGACCCCAGGGUGAUUGAGGGGAGGGGACGGCCCAUCUGGACUGUAGAUGACAAAGAAGCACGAAUUUCCCCUUUGGAUUUACAGGCUCAAGAGUCUCUGAAUCCCAACAACAUGGAGUUCUGGAUGGACGAUGUCUACACACCAGGCUACGAUGCUCUACUCAGGCGUAAAGAAGCUGAUCUUCGCCGAGCCAAGGCCUGCAAACUUCUCGCACUUAUAGCUACUGCAGUGAUUAUCAUUCUCAUCAUCGUCAUUCCUGUUUGCACUGUGGGCUCAUAA